GGGUGGAGGAGGGGCCGUGCCGGGGACACCGAGCGAGGCGCGGGCAGAGGAAGGGAGGGAGGGACGGAGAGAGAGCGGCCGGCGCUGGGGAGGAGAAGGAGGAAGAAGGCGGGCAGGCGGCGGCGGUUGCGUGCGUCCGUCCGUCGGUCGGUCCGUGCCGGAGGGGGAGCCGCGAUGUGAAGCCCCCCACACACAACACGCCCUCACACACGCGCACACACGGCCCCGCAGGGCAGGAGGCAGCGGCGGCGCCCCCGGGAAUGUGUGUCUGGGACGCGGAGGAAGGAGCUUCAGUAUGAGGCGGGGUGGAUGGCGGAAACGAGCUGCCGAAGGCGAUGGUUGGGGAAUAUGGGGUGGGUACAUGUCAGCAAAAGUUAAAAAAUUGGAGGAUCAGUUCCGGUCUGAUUCAGCCAUACAACAACAGAGGGAUGGAAAUUCAUCAAGUAUCUUCAGCGGAGUCGCCAUCUACGUCAAUGGCUUGACAGAUCCUUCAGCUGAUGAAUUAAGACAGCUAAUGAUGUUACAUGGAGGCCAAUACCAUGUGUACUAUUCCAGAUCAAAAACAACUCACAUUAUUGCCACCAAUCUUCCAAAUGCUAAAAUAAAAGAAUUGAAAGGAGAAAAAGUAGUUCGGCCAGAGUGGAUUGUGGAAAGCAUUAAAGCUGGACGUCUCCUUUCGCACAUUCCGUAUCAGCUUUACACCAAGCAGUCAAGUGUUCAGAAAGGUCUCAACUUUAAAAGCAUAUGCAAACCUGAAGAUGCCGUGCCAGGUCCAAGCAAUAUAGCAAGAGAUCUCAACAGGGUAAAUCAUAUUAAAAGGUAUGAAAUGGAAAAUGAAAUCACACCCAAUGGAGUAAGCAGCUGGAAUGAAGAAGAGGAAGAAGAAAGUGACAAUUUUGGACUUACAGAGCUGGAGGAGAUUCUUCCCAUACGGAAACAAAACGGGAUUCAAUCUCAUAAAGACAGCACUGCCCUUUUUAAUGGACACACACACACUUCUACCAGUGCCUUAAAGAUGCAGGAUUGCUUGGUGCCCUCCGGCAACGGUGUUGCAAGCAGGUUGUCUCCAGGCCCUGUGCAGGAGGAGGGGAAGACUGACAAAGGCAUGGUUGACUUUAGAGACUGCACAAUGCAGCAGUUGCAGCAAAGCAACAAAAAUACAGACUUUUUGUGGAGUCCACACAGGACUAUGUGUAACUCAUCCUCAUCUUCAUUUUUGCACAGUAAUGCUAAAAUAAAUGGUGCUCACCACUCAACUGUUCAGGGGCCUUCAAGCACAAAAAGCACUUCUGUACCUGCUCCUAGCAAGGCAGCUUCCUUACCUGUGUCCAAACCUUCAGAAUGUAGUUUUAUUUCUGACUUUUAUUCGCGUUCAAGACUGCAUCAUAUAUCAACGUGGAAGUGUGAAUUGACAGAGUUUGUCAACAGCCUGCAGAGAAAAAACAGCGGUGUCUUUCCAGGAAGGGAAAAAUUUAAAAAAUGGAAAACAGGCAGGUCUGCACUUAAAACUGACACAGGUAAUGUGUCUGUUGCGAGCUCAGCCAAGCCACAGAGCUGUAUAAUGCACGUGGAUAUGGAUUGCUUCUUUGUGUCUGUGGCUAUCCGAAAUAGACCAGAUCUCAAAGGAAAGCCAGUAGCUGUUACUAGUAACAGAGGUACAGGAAAGGCACUGCUGCGCCCUGGUGCAAACCCCCAGCUUGAACAGCAAUAUUACCAGAAAAAGCUAUUGAAUGGCAAAGCAGAAAUUAAAGUACCUGAUCAGUUGGACUCAUCAGUCUGGGAGCAUCCGGAUUCCACACAUGUAAAUGGAGCUGAUCUCACUGUUCUAUCCAUGGCUGAAAUAGCUUCUUGUAGUUAUGAAGCCAGACAAGUUGGCAUAAAGAAUGGAAUGUUUUUUGGACAAGCAAAAAAGUUGUGUCCAAAUCUUCAAGCAGUUUCAUAUGAUUUUGAUGCAUACAAAGAAGUUGCACGGACAGUGUAUGAAAUCCUAGCAAGCUAUACUCAUAACAUCGAAGCAGUCAGUUGUGAUGAAGCACUGGUGGAUAUCACCGACAUCCUCACAGAGACCAGACUGACUCCUGAUGAAUUUGCAAAUGUUAUCCGCACUGAAAUCAAAGACCAAACUAAAUGCACAGCCUCUGUUGGGAUGGGUUCCAAUAUUCUGCUGGCCAGAAUGGCAACUCGUAAAGCAAAACCAGAUGGACAGUAUCACUUAAAACCUGAAGAAGUGGAUGAUUUUAUCAGAGGGCAACUUGUUACCAGUCUUCCAGGAGUUGGCAGGACAAUGGAAUCUAAGCUGGCUUCUUUGGGAAUUAAAACCUGUGGAGAUUUGCAGUGUGCUUCAAUGUCAAAACUACAAAAAGAAUUUGGUCCAAAAACAGGACAAAUGCUCUACAGAUUUUGUCGUGGUUUGGAUGACCGACCUGUUCGUACAGAAAAAGAAAGGAAAUCUGUUUCAGCAGAAAUCAACUAUGGAAUAAGGUUUACACAGCCUAAGGAAGCAGAAGCUUUCCUUCUGAGCCUCUCAGAAGAAAUUCAGCGUAGACUUGAAGCUGCUGGUAUGAAGGGUAAACGAUUGACCCUUAAAAUUAUGGUCAGAAAGGCUGGAGCACCAGUAGAGCCUGCAAAAUACGGAGGUCAUGGAAUCUGUGAUAAUAUUGCCAGGACGGUGACUUUAGACCAUGCAACAGACAGCGCAAAAGUAAUUGGGAAGGAAACUCUGAACAUGUUUCACACAAUGAAACUGAACAUAUCUGAUAUGCGAGGGGUUGGAAUUCAGGUACAGCAGCUAGUUCCCAUCAAUAAGACAACUUCAGCUCUCUCAACAGUACAAUCUGGAUAUUUACCUGGUGGAUCACAUUCAGUUAUUGAUCUUUUUCAUGUUCAGAAGGCAAAAAAAGGCUCAGAAGAAGAGCAUAAGGAAGUAUUUGUGGCUGCUAUGGACCUUGAAAUAUCUUCUAAUUCAAGAACUUGCACUUUCCUUCCAUCUCGUGGUACCAAUGUCACACCUGGUCUCAAUUCUAAUGCCAACAACACCGAGUCUGCUGUCAAGUGGAAUGGUGUGCAUUCUCCUAUCAGUGUCAAAUCCAGGCUCAAUUUGAGUAUUGAGGUUCCAUCUGCUUCCCAGCUAGAUAAGUCUGUGCUAGAAGCUCUGCCACCUGAUCUCCGAGAACAAGUAGAGCAAAUGUGCAUCAUUCAGCAAGGAGAGAGUUACGGAGAGAGCAAAAAAGAGCCAAUAAAUGGAUGUAACACUGCACUUCUGUCACAGCCAGUUGGAACAGUGCUUUUACAAAUACCAGAGCUCCAAGAACCAAAUACCAAUAUGGGAAUCAAUGUAAUAGCCUUGCCAGCUUUCUCACAGGUGGACCCUGAGGUUUUUGCUGCACUACCUGCUGAGCUGCAAGCAGAGCUGAAAGAUGCAUAUGAUCAAAGGCAGAAGCAAUUAGAGCAGCAGCCUGUUAACACUUUAGUGUCAAAAAAUCCUUCCCUACACCUGAAGCAUACAACUAUAAAAAAUAAGAAAAAAAUACGGAAAAAAAAUCCAAUCAGUCCUGUGAAAAAGAUUCAGAGUCCUUUGAAAAAUAAACUUAUUGGUAGUCCUGCAAAAAACAUGCCAACUACAUCUGGGAGCCCACAGAAGCUAAUAGAUGGCUUCUUGAAACAAGAAGGAACAGCAGCUCAGGCAGAAGCAGUUCCAUCAACUUCAGAUUCUUCGGGCCCGUCAGCUGUGCAGACGGAGCAGCAGCCGGGCUUGUUCAGGCCGCAAGCCCCGAACCUCGCUGGGGCUGUGGAAUUCAACGACGUGAAGACGUUACUGAAAGAGUGGAUCACAACUAUCUCAGAUCCUAUGGAAGAAGACAUUCUACAGGUUGUGAAAUACUGUACUGAUCUAAUAGAAGAAAAAGACUUGGAAAAGUUAGAUCUGGUUGUUAAGUACAUGAAAAGGUUAAUGCAGUCAUCUGUGGAAUCAGUUUGGAAUAUGGCAUUUGACUUCAUUCUUGACAAUGUUCAGGUAGUUUUACAACAAACUUACGGAAGCACAUUAAAAGUUAUCUGAACUUGUAGUAAAGAGCUUGAUGAAAGCCUGGAGCUUUCUGCUAGCUGUGCCAUAAGUGCUUGUGAGGUAUUUGCAAAGUGCAUGAUAGUAAUGCCCUGAGUUUUUAUAAUUUCAAAUUUCUUUUUAAACAACAAAGUGUUUUGUACAUUUCUUUUCAGAAAGUGCCAAAUUUGUCAGUAUUGCAUGUAAAUAAUUGUGUUAAAAUUCUUUUAUUGUAGAAUAGAAUCUAUUUACAAAAUGUUUGUUUAUAAAGUUUUAUGGAUUUUUACAGUGAAGUGUUUACAGUUGUUUAAUAAAGAACUGUAUGUAUAUUUUUGUACUGAUUCUAUUUUUGUGUUGCUUUAGUUUGAAUAUAGUGAACCCCUUUUCCUAAAGCUGCAGCUUUGAUUCAUUUCACAGUUUUGCACAGUGGCACUUCCUCAACACAUGGAGGAGGCUGCUGUACAGACACCUGGCCACUUUUUGUUUCUUCUCCACUAACUUUAUUACAGAUAUUAAGCUGAGGGAAGAAUAGUUGAUUUUCAGUUUCAUCCUUCAAAGAUUCAGGGUGGCCCAGCUGCUCCUGAAGCACACAGGAUGGCAGCUGAAGCCUGUGUGCUGUCUGACCUUGCGUCAUCACCUCUCACGUGCUUCUGGAGGAAGGCAAGUCACCCCAAAGUAGCACCGUAAAGGAGGGGGGAGUGGCCAACACGAGCAGUGGUCCAGCCUGUGGCAGGCAUUUCCUUCAUGCAGCAAAACAAAAUAGGUUAUAGGGAGUAGCAGAGGCAAAAGAAAGCAUCCCAUUGCUGUGUCCCUGCAUGUAGGGUUGCUUGGAUCCCUGCACUUCAUGUUUCGGGCAAGUCUGACUUUUGCAGGUGUGCACCAACCUCGCACAGUUGUACUUGGCCCAGUACGUAGAACAAGGCUGUUCAGGGACCUGGAGAGGAUGGAGAACACUUGACAAAAACCAAGGUGGUAAGAAAAGUCUUUUCUGAAGAAAUGAUGGGGGGAGGUGAGAAUUAUCCCACAUAAUCCUGGGCCUAGAACUGAGAGCAGGAAUGCAAGCUGGAGCUAACCCUGGAGCAGUAUUUGCACCACUAUCUUACAUGGAAGCAGCUUGCCUAGCACAGGGCAGGAGCUGCUGCACUGAGAGCAGCUGCAGCUGCCAUACAGCUGGGGCAGAGAACGCUGUGUGGUCACAUCCCUGUCUGCAGCAGCUUUCAGCAGUGGCAGCAGGGUUUUAGCUUCAGGUUGUAACUUUGGCUUCCUCCUACCAGACUCUUUUUAAGUUUCCAUUAGUUUCUGGUUUGGGUCUUUUGGAGCCCUUGCAGUUCCCGUUUUUGAAGCCGCCUUUAGGAAAACCAGCACAUCAACUGCUCCCAUCAAGGCAGGUAGUGCUGAGACUCAAGCAGGUAUUUUACCAGUGAGGUUUCAGGUACAGCCCUGGUUUUGGAAAUGGUGCUCAGACAGAGGUAAAAUGGGCAUCUUUAAAAGGACUCAGCAUUAAUUAACUGUCAGGCUAUUUUAAGUUCCACAACAGGAGCCUGCCAAAGGAGCCUAUCUGUUUCCUGGAGUUUUUACCUAGGGGAAGAACACCCUUAAGCAUUUGAGGAUGCAAAGAAUACGUUGACCACAAUCUCUGACAUCUGUGUUCUUAAGAACUUUUUAUUAGUGUAGUUUUCAUGAUUGCAUAGUUUGCAAAAGAAAAUUUUAACAAUUAAAUGCAGUCUCCUCCCUCUGAUAAUUCACCCACAGAUGGGAAGUUGCAUCACACACCAACCAUAGUGAAAAGGUCCUUUUCAAUGGUAAGUUUAAAGUCUUAACAAAAAAAUCCAGAAAGUUAAAUUCCAUUUGCAAAGGAGGUGAGUUAUUAAAUGUUCCUUUGUAAUGGAGUCCACAUAGUCUCAAUCAUAACAUUCAGAUUUUUCCAACAAAAAAAAGUAAUCCAAGUGACAGAAGAAAUCUGAUCAAACUGCAUGUUGCAUGUUAAACUCUUGUAAGUAUCUUAAAUGCUAAAAAUCUCAGCUGCAUAAACAAUCCUCAAUUUUGUUUCAGCUUGUGCUUUUGAAGAGUGUUUGUUUUGCUCCUGUCACCAUGAGCUGUGAGUUACCCAGAGACAGCGUUAGUAGGAAGACAUCAAGCUGUCAUCCCAGGCAGGGAGGCAGAGGGGAAGGGGAGGGUAGGAAAACGCUGGGAUUACAGCCUGACUCCUGCUCAUCACAACCAUCCACGCUGGAGCCGGUUCAGUCCCAUGCUGUCAGGUGACUCCACAGUGAUGUAGCAUCCAAAGUCACAGCUCCCGGGUUGGCAGCUGUUUGUUUGCAGGUGCUCACAGCCCUGAGCAGCAGCUGGAGAAGAGAUGCCAGCUCUGACCUCCUCCGGGAGUUGUGUGCUAAACACCUGGCCGGCCCCUCCCGUGCCUCGGGAGCGCUGACAUCACCACCUUGAGCACACAGGAAGUGCAUUCAGAGGAGGAAACACCUUUGCUGGAGGCCUUUUGCCAAGCAGAGGGAGGUAAGAGGGCCCCUGCCUGGCCUUUCCACAUUUGCCACAGCCCAUGAUUUGAUUACCGAAGCAAACUGUUAAACAAAUGGUCUGCUAUGUCCAUCUCUUUUAUUUGUGGCUCUGCAUUAUAAUGAUUACAGGUUGACUUCCAUGAACUGUACAAGCAGUAGAAGGUGGGCAGCUAUGCUUUACAACAUUGUUUCACACAAAGCAAAUACAGAGAUCUCCAAUUGCCUAAUUUUUCUAUUAUUAAAAAAAAAACAAAAA
Molecule: messenger RNA, 6808 nt
Organism: Oenanthe melanoleuca
Lineage: Eukaryota; Metazoa; Chordata; Aves; Passeriformes; Muscicapidae
Gene: REV1
Product: REV1 DNA directed polymerase
Exons: 23
Coding region: 296-4057 (1253 amino acids)
Biological process (GO): error-free translesion synthesis; error-prone translesion synthesis
Cellular component (GO): nucleus
Molecular function (GO): DNA-directed DNA polymerase activity; damaged DNA binding; deoxycytidyl transferase activity
Source: RefSeq, a predicted model, not a curated record